AAUUCUGAAUGUCAGCUGAAUGAAGAAAUUAUGGAGCACUCUAGGAGAGUGUUUCCCUCUGUGAUAAAAUACAUUGUAGAUAUGCUUAUAUGGGAAGAAGAGAAGGAGCUGCCUCCGGAGCUCACAAUUAGUAGAGAGAAGGUGGACAGCUACUACUGUGUCCUGUUCAAUGAUGAACAUCAUUCGUACGAUCACGUCAUCUAUAGCCUGCAAAGGGCACUUGGCUGUGAACUUGGAGAAGCCCAGUUGCAUACUACUGCCAUAGAUAAAGAGGGUCGUAGAGCUGUUAAGGCAGGACAUUAUGCCUCUUGCCAGGAAGCAAAAGAAGAAAUCAAGAGGCAUUCUGAAAAUGUUUCUCAACGACCGCUUCAUGUGGAGGUUCUGCAUGCUGAUGUUAUGGCUCACCAGAAGUUUGCCUUGCGCCUUGGUUCUUGGCUGAACAAACUCAUGAGCUAUUCAAGUGACUUUCGCCAGAUCUUUUGUCAAAUAUGUCUCAGAGAAGAAGCUGGAUCUGAAAAGCCGUGCUUCAUAAGCAAGUUGAUGCUAUGGGAUGCAAAACUUCAUAAAGGGGCAAGGAAGGUUCUUCAUGAACUUAUCUUCAGUAGUUUCUUCAUGGAAAUGGAAUACAAAAAACUUUUUGCCGUGGAAUUUGUGAAAUAUUACAAGGCGUUGCAAAAAGAAUACAUCAGUGAUGAUCAUGACAGAGUUCUCUCUGUGACGGCACUCUCAGUUCAGAUGUUCACCGUACCUACUCUGGCUCGACAUCUCAUUGAAGAGCAAAAUGUAAUCACCACCAUUACAGAGACACUCUUGGAAGUGCUUCCAGAGUACCUAGACAAAAACGACAAGUUCAACUUCCAGGGUUACAGUCAGGACAAACUGAACCGGGUAUAUGCAGUAAUAUAUGACCUCAGGUAUAUCUUAGUCAGCAAGCCUACGUUAUGGACAGACCGUCUGAGGGAGCGGUUUCUAGAGGGAUUUGUUUCUUUCCUAAGGAUUCUAACUUGCAUGCAGGGAAUGGAGGAGAUAAAAAGACAGAUUGGUCAGCACAUUGAGGUGGACCCUGACUGGGAAGCAGCUAUUACUAUACAGAUGCAGCUCAAGAACAUUCUUUUGAUGUUCCAGGAGUGGUGUGCCUGUGAUGAAGAGCUGUUGCUCAGGGCCUACAGAGAAUGUCAUAAAGCUGUGAUGAGGUGCAGCACAAAUGGCCGCUCACGGGAAAAGACAGUGUUUCACUUGUGUGGCCAUACCCUGGAGAGCAGACCUUACAGAGUGUCUGCAGAUCCUGUCAGCAUACAUUUGCCGCUGUCUAGGACUCUUGCAGGUCUUCAUGUACGAUUAAGCAAGACUGGAACCAUCUCAAGAUUGCACGAGUUUAUUUCUCCUGAAGAAUUUCAAGUGGAGCUGCUAGUGGAAUAUCCUUUGCGAUGUCUUGUCUUGGUUGCUCAGGUUGCUGCAGAGAUGUGGAGAAGGAAUGGGCUCUCCCUGAUAAGCCAGGUAUUUUAUUAUCAAGAUGUUAAAUGCAGAGAAGAGAUGUAUGAUAAAGAUAUCAUCAUGCUCCAGAUAGGUGCAUCUCUUAUGGAUCCAAACCAAUUCCUCCUGCUGAUUCUGCAGAGAUACGAGCUUGCUGAUGCUUUCAAAAAGCUCAAACCCACCAAAGACCAGGAUUUGAUCAAACAAUGUAAUGUGUUAAUAGAAGAGAUGCUACAGAUUCUCAUCUAUGUUGUGGGGGAAAGAUAUGUGCCUGGAGUGAGUAAUGUGAAAAAAGAAGAUGUUAUCAUGAGAGAAAUCAUCCAUCUGUUAUGUAUUGAACCAAUGGCUCACAGUGCAAUUACCAAGUCGUUGCCUGAAAAUGAGAACAAUGAAACUGGCUUGGAGAAUGUAAUUGAUAAAGUGGCUACGUUUAAGAAACCAGGUGUGUCUGGCCAUGGAGUUUAUGAACUGAAAGAUGAGUGCUUGAAGGAGUUCAAUAUGUUCUUUUAUCACUAUACUAAGACCCAGCACAGCAAGGCUGAACAUACUCAAAAGAAAAGAAGGAAACAAGAAAACAGAGAUGAAGCAUUGCCACCACCACCUCCUCCAGACUUCAGUCCUGCAUUCAGCAACGUGGUGAGGAUUCUGAACUGCGACGUUAUGAUGCACGUACUGCGGACCAUUCUUCAGAGAGCAGUAGAACUGGAAACCCACCUGUGGACUGAAGCCAUGAUCCAAAUGGUGCUUCAUCUCCUUUCUUUAGGGUUACUAGAAGAGAAGCAGCAGUUGCAGAAGUCUCCAGAAGAAGAAGUAACCUUUGAUUUUUAUCACAAAGCGACACGAAUGGGAAGCUCGGCCUUAAAUGCUGUGAGCGUAUUAAUGCUUCUGGAGAAACUGAAGAGAGUUCCUCAGUUAGAGGCACAGAAGGACACAGUCAACUGGAUACUGCAGAUGUUUGACACGGUGAAAAGACUGAGAGAAAAAUGUAGUUUGGCAACAGUAGCAGCUACAUCAGGCUCAGAAGCUACAAAAGGUGAUGAGACCCAGAGCAGUCAGGAUAAAGAGAAGGCUGAGCGGAAAAGAAAGGCAGAAGCUGCUAGGUUGCACCGUCAGAAGAUAAUGGCUCAGAUGUCUGCACUGCAGAGGAAUUUCAUCGAAACCCAUAAGCUCCUCUAUGAAAACACACUGGAGGCACAGGGGAAAGAAGAUGCUAUUAUGGAGGAAGAAAGCAUGUCUUCGACAGUUGAUUACUCCAAAAUUGCUUUGGGUCCCAAACGAGGUCCAUCUGUGGCUGAGAAAGAAGUUCUGACGUGUAUUCUGUGUCAGGAGGAGCAGGAAGUAAAGCUGGAAAGUGCUGCCAUGGUAUUAUCUGCCUGUGUCCAGAAAUCAACUGCCUUAACUCAGAAUAGGAGCAGAAUUCUUGAACUCUCAGGGGAGACACAAGAUCCUCUCUUCAUGCACCCUGACUUACCCUGUGGGAUCCACACAGGAAGCUGUGGUCAUGUGAUGCACGCAGCCUGCUGGCAGAAGUACUUUGAAGCCAUGCAGCUGAACUUUCAACAACGCCUGCACGUUGAGCAGAUAUUCGACUUGGAGAAUGGAGAGUAUCUUUGUCCACUUUGCAAGUCUCUGUGCAAUACUGUGAUUCCUAUCGUUCCACUGCAGCCUCAAAAAAUAAACAGUGAGGAUGCAGAGGCAGUAGCUCAAAUUCUGUCCCUGGCUAGGUGGCUGGAGAUUAUCAUAGUCAGGAUAUCAGGCUACAGUGUGAAAAAUGCUAAAGGAGAGAAACAAAAUCUUCCAGCUUUCGCCAACAAGGGAAUGGGGAACUCUGCUUUGGAAUUCCAUUCCAUCCUUAGUUUUGGAGUUCAGUCCUCGGCCAAAUACUCAAGCAGUAUCAAGGAGAUGCUUAUUCUCUUUGCCACCACCAUUUACAGAGUUGGGCUAAAGGUUGCUCCAAAUGAAGCUGAUUGCAGGAUUCCUAUGAUGACCUGGAGCACGUGUGCUUUUACCAUACAAUGUAUAGAAAACCUCUUGGAAACGGAGGGCAAGCCUUUAUUUGGAUCUCUACAAAAUAGACAGCACAGUGGCCUUAAAGCAUUAGUGCAGUUUGCAGCUGCUCAGAGAACAACGUCACCACAGGUCCUGAUUCAGAAACAUCUGGUUCGUCUUCUAGGAGUUCUGCUGCCCAACUUUAAAGCAGAGGACACUCCAUCCCUCUUAGAAGUAGAUAUGUUCCACAUUUUGGUGGGAGUUGUGCUAUCCUUUCCGUCUUUAUACUGGGAGGAUGCUGUAGACUUGCAACCUUCAUCAAUUAGUUCAGCCUAUAACCACCUCUACCUCUUCCACCUGACAACACUGGCACACAUAACACAAAUCGUCGUCUCUUCAGCAACAGAAUCCACUACUGCUCGAUCAUCUGACAACAGUGAGGAGGCACGGUCUGCGCAGUCUUUCUGUAGAGAAGUCUGCCAGUACACCAGUGGGUGA
Messenger RNA from Mesitornis unicolor (brown roatelo), 3960 nucleotides. RefSeq names its product ubiquitin protein ligase E3 component n-recognin 1 (gene UBR1). Gene Ontology annotation, cellular component: ubiquitin ligase complex; cytoplasm. The record is from RefSeq and is a predicted model, not a curated record. Gene Ontology annotation, biological process: ubiquitin-dependent protein catabolic process via the N-end rule pathway; protein ubiquitination. Lineage: Eukaryota; Metazoa; Chordata; Aves; Mesitornithiformes; Mesitornithidae. The transcript is spliced from 36 exons. Gene Ontology annotation, molecular function: ubiquitin protein ligase activity. The annotation marks the transcript as partial.